CCCCCGUGAGGUGUGGCUUCCUAUAUAAAUGUUGGUGCAUUUUAUUUCAUCGCUACCAUUCCCAUCAGCUUUUUAUGUCCCAUCCCAAGUUCAUCAUGAAAGUGUACUUGGUGUUACCCGCUAUAUUAGCCCUUACUUCUCAAGUAACAUGUGGAAUUCUUAGCGGAGUACAUUCACAACUCACCCCACCCGUCCCCUCAUCACAAUAUGGGGUCGGUUAUGGCUCAGGCAUCCCAGCGGGUAUCAGUUCUGGGUCGACCGGUGGCUACAUCAGUUCCUCAGGCUUGGAUCUUUCACAAGGACAAAGCUCAGGCUCAUCAGUGGGUUCUUUGUUCACAUCUGCAUCCAACUCGGGCUGGUCAGGAGUAAACUCUGGAUCGAACUCAGGCUGGUCAGGAAUCAACUCUGGAUUGAAUUCAAUCUCAAACGGACUAGGUUCGAGUGGUUGGAACUCUGGUGGAUCACUCGGGGGUAAUUAUGACGGAUCAAACGGAAUAUCUGGACUCCCAACUGGUUCCUUAUCGCUUGGUGGGCUCUCAGCAGGUUCUCUUGGUAGAAUCAACUCUGGCACAAACUUCGGAAAUGGUUUGGGAUCUGGCAAUACUGUCAAUGGAGGUACCACUUACUCCCAGCGAACUGAAACAGUAAGGAUCCCAGUGCCGCAACCCUACCCAGUGCCUGUCAACCGUCCAGUGCCAGUACCAGUCGCAGUACCCCGACCCGUGGAAGUGCCACGUCCAGUGCGUGUUGAAGUACCACACCCAGUGAAAGUGGUGGUUGAGCGGCCGUACCCUGUGCCAGUACCUAGACCAUAUCCAGCUACCCUCAGAGUUAAUGAAUACGUCAAAGUACCCACACCAGUACAUGUGCAUGUUCCGAAGCCUUAUCCAGUUGUAGUAGCAAAGCCUUACCCAGUUAGAGUCCCGACAAGAGUUGAGGUUAAUGUACCGGUGCUAGUGAAUCCCCAAAGUCAAUACCACUAUGAUUCGAGCGGUGGUAAUGCGGGAUUCUCGAGUGGAGUUGUUUCCGGUCUAGGAGUUAGCCACUCUUUCAGCAACACCCAGAAUUCUGGAUUAUCAACUGGGUUCGGUUCAAGCGGGCUCGAUUCUAACAUCGGAAAUGGGCUUUAUUCUGGUGGGCUCGGAUCCGGACUAUCAGGUGGCUGGUCUGGCGGCGGUCUGAAUGUUCCAAGUGGUUCUGGAUACGCUAGCGGCCAUGGGUACUCAGGUAUAAGUGGAAGCGGAAGUUCGUAUUACAGUGGUCACGGACAUCAUGAAUCACAGUAUGACAGUAAUGGAGGAUAUCGGUACUGAUGAAAAGUUAUUGAUCUAAGUUAUUUCUAGUCUGUAUUGGUUAUGAAUAAAAGAAAUCUAUUUUAUAAAUA
Messenger RNA from Phaedon cochleariae (mustard beetle), 1384 nucleotides. The record is from the annotation of a GenBank genome assembly. NCBI's taxonomy places the organism in Eukaryota, Metazoa, Arthropoda, Insecta, Coleoptera, Chrysomelidae.